ACGGAAGGAGAAGGAGCAGCAGCAGGGCUGCGCACAGAGCCUUAGAAUCGCGCAUUGCCACAGCAGGAGAUUGGGUCCUGGCGAUCCUGCUGUUCUCUGGGUCCCAGAGGCUGCCCAGUCCCGCCCCGACACUCGUCUCUCGGUCUUCAUGGCUUCUCCGGAUGAUCCUCUGCGCUCAGAUCACAUGGCAAAGGAGCCAGUGGAAGACACAGAUCCCAGCACUUUAUCCUUUGGCAUGUCAGACAAGUAUCCCAUUCAAGACACCGGCCUCCCUAAAGCCAAAGAGUGUGAUACAGUCACUUCCAACUCUCCACCGAAUUCUGAUGAUCAACAUCAGGGAGAAGAAAAUGGCUUUCCAGACAGCACUGGAGAUCCCCUUUCAGGUGUCAGGAGAAACCAGCCAUGUAAGGAAGGCUGCUCUUGCUCCUCCUGUUUGCCCCGGGUCCCCACCAUCAGCGACUUGCUCAAUGAUCAGGACUUGCUAGAUGUGAUCAGGAUAAAGCUGGACCCAUGUCACCCAACCGUGAAGAACUGGAGGAAUUUUGCCAGCAAAUGGGGCAUGCCCUAUGACGAACUCUGCUUCCUGGAACAGAGGCCCCAGAGCCCCACACUGGCGUUCUUAUUCCGGAACAGCCAGAGGACUGUGGUCCAGCUGAUGGAGCUCUGCCGACUUUACCACAGGGCUGAUGUGGAGAAGAUCCUGCGCAGGUGGGUGGAUGAGGAGUGGCCCCACCGGGGACACUCGGACCAUUCCAUGCACUUCUAGAAUCCCCUUCUGGCAUUGGCCUUUCUGCUUGCUGGACCAGCACGGAUCACAAGGAGUAUGUACCUGCUCUUAAGAUUUUCAGAUGAGGUUGUGGAAUGGGCAGUGGUUGCCCCUGAAGCUGGUGGCUUGUGGAAGGAUGGGUUCUGUUUUAGUGGCAGGUGUUUGUUUCCUUUUGCACAUCUGUUUUAAUUUAAUAUUUGAACCUGGAAUUGGGGAAGAAUAUUUUAUAAGUCUCAUAGGGCCAAAGCCUAUGGUUGGUACAGAAUCAUGCCAGCACAGAAAGAAAAGAACCCUCUCCUUUGAUACUGCUAAAGAUUGCCACAGAAUUCCUAGAUGUUGAUAUCUCUGGACAUGUUCACGUCAUCCAUGCAGAACCCUUGCAUUCCCAGCCUAGCAGAAGAUGGCAUGGAGAAGUCACCCUGACCUGUUCACUGUUACUGUUUCUGUUGUAAAGGAUUUGGUGAUCAAGAGGAUACUGUAUGAUGUGGUCCGGAUCCAGGGGCCAUCUUUAUUAUUCAAACACUUGUAAUCAAUGGGCUAGCGAUACUAUCAUUGGAUUUAGUGUUUUUAAAAGAAAUACAAAAUUUAUGGUUUGUAGGAGAGCAGAGUGGAUUAGUGUCAUGGGAAUGGCAUUGACAAAGAAUAGCACUCAGUGUUCCCUCGCUGGGGCUGGGGAGAUGGCUCAGAGUUCAGGUCCCCAGAGCCCACAUAAAUGAGGGGAUGGUGCGGCAGCCUACAUGUGAUUCCAAUGCUCAGAAGGGAGAGACAGCGAUCCCCAGAGCUAGCUAAGACUAGUCACAAGGGUGAGCUCUGGGAUCAAUUGAGAGACUCUUUUUCAAUGAGCAAUGUAGAGACUGAAGAAAAUUCUCAACAUCAACUUUGGGACUCUAUUUAUACACACAUGUACAUGUGCAUCCGCAUCCGCAUGCAACAUCAACAACACACACAUACAAUGCCUGCUUGUUAUCCAUGCCUCAUUUUUUUGGUGCUAGGGAUGGAAUUGAGGACCUUGAACAUGCUCAGCCGGGGCUCUACCACUGAGCUACACCUGCACCCCUGUUAUUCAUAUAUUUUUUUAUUCUUCUCUUAUACACUACAUCCCAAUUGCAGUUUCUCCUCCCUCCAUUGCCCCCAGCUUCCCUCCAUACAUGGCUCCUCUUCCUGAGAUCCGUUCCUCCUCUACUUCCCUUCAGAAAAGAGCCGGCCUCCCGGAGAUAUCAAGCAAACCUGGCAUAACAGGAUACAAUAUGACUAGGCACGAACCUUCACAUCAAGACUGGUUUCUGUUUUUUAUGAGAGCCCCCCCAAAGCUGGGCAUGGUGGUGUGCACUUUUAAUUCCAGUGCUGGCAGAGCAGAUAAGCUGAUUCCUGAGGCUCGGCUGCCAGCUAGCCUAGCCUAUGUGGUGAACUACAAGCUGGUGAGAGAUCCUGUCCCAAAACACAAGGUGAACAGUGUCCUAGGGGCAACACCAGAGGCCGUCCUCUGGCUUCCACAUGCAUGUGUACACACAAGCUCACAGACCCACACACGUAUACACUGAUAUUAAGAUAAGCAAAAAGGAAGAAUAACGUUGGCUACAUAGGACAGAUAUAUUAAGAUGAACUCAAAGGAAAGUGAUUUUGGCUUUUAUCAUAACAAUUAGGUUUUUCCUUAGGUUGUUGGAAGUAAAGUCAGCUUCUCACCCAGUGUGACCUCAGAGCAGUCUAGUCUAUAAUGAGAUUUGCCUAUCACUUCUGGUUCACUAGUAAUCACACCCUACCCUGCUCAGAUUUAUCCCAUUUAUGUCCACCUUGUUGCCAGAUAUAAUUAAAGUGACAGCUAAUGAUCAAAUGCAGACAUUUAAAUGUCUUCAGAUUUAUUUUAUUUGUAUGAAUGUUUUGAUUGUAUGUAUAUCUGUGCACAAGCAUGCUUGGUGCCUGUAGACGUCAGAAGAAGGUGUCAGAUACCCUAGACCGGGGAUUACAGGCAUUUAUCAGCCUCCGUGUGGGUGCUGGGAAUUCGCAAGCACAGUGGUGGUUGUAAGUGUCCACUGAACUUCCUUUCUAGAGUUGGGUAGGCAGGGCUAGAGAGAUGGCUCAGCAGUUAAGAGUGCUUGCUGCUCUUCUAGAGGACCAGUGUUCAAUUCCCAGCACCCACAUGGGGUGGCUCACAGCUGCCUGUAACACCAGCUCCUGGGGGAUCUGAAACACUUUUCUAAUCUCCAGGAGUACCCCCACACACACACAGCAUGCAGUUACACACACACACACACACACACACACACACACACACACACACACACACCUAGAAGUAAAUCUCUAAAGACCAUGUCAAGCUAGGGCUGAGAAUGCAGCUCAACUAGUGCUUACCCAGCAUGCCCAGAGCCCUGGCUUUGAUCCUCAGUGCUGCAUAAGCCAGCAUGGUGGUGCAUACCUGCAAUUCAAGCACCUGGAAAUGGAGAGUUUGAGGCCAGCCUUUGCUAUCUGUGACCCUGCUUCAUAAACAACACAAAAUGUCAUGCAAGCCAUGUGCUGUGGUGCAUGACUGCCACCCCAGCAUUUAUCUUAUUAUGAGAAUUUUUAUUUUGGUUUUACGAGACAGGGUUUCUCUGUAUUGUUUUGGAGGCUGUCAGUCCAGCCCGGCCUCGAACUCACAGAGAUCCGCCUGCCUCUGCCUCCCGAGUGCUGGGAUUAAACGUAUGCGCCACCACCGCCCGGCUGAGAGAAUUUUUAAUUGUUGGGAGCAUGGAAUCAGCAGAGAGAAAUUUCCUGAAAGAUUUCUUCAAGUUCAUUCUGACUUAAAUGUAAGAUGACUUUGAUCCACGUUGCAUAAAGAAAGUCAGGGAGUAUUGAUAGCUGAAGUACACAUCAGCUCAUUUAAAGUUAAUGUCUGGCCAGUCAGUUCCUCAAAAGCACAAAAACUUCACAGAAGGGAGAGCAGGGGGGAAGGAGGUCAUUUAAUGACUGACUGUUUAAGAAAUUAUCACAAGCUUAGUCAUCACUUUUUAAAUAUCUGUUCUUAUUGUUUAGUUACAUGUCAGUGUGUGCGUAUAUGCACAUGAUUUAGGUAUUUGUGGAGAUCGGAGGUGUCAGAUCCCCUGGAGCUGGAGUUCCAGGUGGUUGUGAGUUUCCAGACAUGGGUGUUGGGAACUAAACUGAGGUCUUCUACAAGAGCGGUACGAUGAGCUGUCUCUCCACCCCAUCAUCAUUAACCCAUAAGUGCUUUCUAUCCUGGGAACCUGUGAGCACAAUAUAAGCUGCAUGAGAUAAGGUUGUUUUCCUAUUACAAUGUUUAAAUCCCCUUAGCUGUGUUUCAAAAAAAAUUUUUUUCUCUCAGCAAAAUUUCCAUCUGUAAUGGUCUGUUAUGAGGCUAAAAGUUGUGUACAUUUUAUUUGGUUGCAAUAGUGAAGAGUCAAAUGAAAUGAAAAGACUCAAAGCCACACUGGACAGCUGUACACACAGUGACAGAUUACACACUUCUGGGGACCCACACUGGAGGAGGCACACAAAGACAUGGUAGGCAAUAUUAGCAUGGGGACGUUUUAACCAGUUAGGGCUUGCAGCUGUGAUAGGAUGUCCCGCCUGUGCCUCUAAAAGACCCUGUACAAAGCAGCCACCUACUUCUGUAGCAAUGAAUAGUGAAACUCAUUAAUACAGGAAAUCUAGUCAAAGACUGCAGUUCAUCCAGAACAGUAAUUGUAAUACAGUGCUGCCCCCUGCUGGAGGAUACACUAAAUCGGUUUCCUUUUAGAACCUGGCUUGGUUAGGUGCCUUCCAGGUAGCCAAGCCCCACUAAGACAGAAAGAGAAGGGAUAUGACUGGCACACAUAGACAUUCUAUAAGGAUGGCACUCUCCUGGCUCCAGGAUGUGCCUAGCAUAGUGGCUGCAGAAGAGUCCUGUGACCUGGUAAUCACCUAUCAGCACUUAGAUGGACUUGUCUCCACAGGACGGAAGGCACAGUUGUGUCUGUUGGGUCUCUUCCUCUCCCAGUUUAGCACCCUAGGAUACCAUGAUGCUGUAGUCUUCUCCUCACCUGUCUUCAACCAGCUACAUUACAAAAAGAUGUGUUUCUAAAGACAGGCUUAUUAACAAAGGUGAAACAGAUUUUUUUUUUUCUCUUCUGUCCUCUCCUUUUUAGGCAAUUAAAAAGAUCUCAUUUGAUUUUGAGUGAAAUCUUUCUUUCCUCCAUGUCUUUAAAUUUUCCUCCGUUUGAGGAUAUGAUGCUGCUGUCUGUGCCGUUUGUUCAGGGCCAUUCAUGCAUGCAUAUCUCAGAUCGCCUUCCUCCAUCGGCCAGCGGUGUUCCCCCUCUGAGCUAGCAGCAAACAUCUGCUUCUUGUUCUCGUGUGUACACACAGAAACAAUUCUGUGGACCUAGCAGUGCCAAACCACUCUCUACUCUGGGUGCUCCAAAGUCGAAGGCUGAUGUCAACUCUCGUAACUGAAAGACACACACCUACAUAUGCCCAGGCAGUGACUGAGAAACAUUUGCUGUCUCAUUGCUGCCUGGAACUCAGACCCCAUCCUGAAUCUCCUGGGUGCUUGAUUAUAAAUGCACAAGGAAGGGUGACUUUUGCCUCUAUUGUGUUUAGAGAGAAUCGAAGCCAAGAUGCUGGGCCAGAUGCUGGGGCUACUGGAGUCCCAGCAUUGGUGGAUAGAGCAUCUGUGGGUACCCAAGACCUAGACUUGAAGGACCUGGUGGAGCAAGGCCUGCUGUCUUCCUUCCUGUGGCUGCGGAGGGGGAGUGCUCUGGGAAUUCUGUGGCAGGGGAUCCAGGGGAUCAGGUGUACCGAAGGGACUGAAGUAGUCAGGGAUACAGCUGGAAAGAAAAUGAUGAAAUCAUCCAGCACACUUGGAGGUGUAAGGAGGAAACAUGUCAAUACUUCCUGGGUGCUCUGUGCUCCUACGUCCUAGUGUGACAGUCUAGUGACCACUGUCUGCUGCAGCACCCCCUUGGGAGCUUAUGCUAGACAUUUCAGCCUAAGAAGGUAAAUCCCUGUGUCCCCAAAUACCAUCUUUAUACCUGGGUUCUAUCCCUGUGACUCUGUCUACGUUUUCAUCUUCUGUAUGAUUCUGGUUUUCUUAUGACUAAGGAAAGAUUUUUAUAACUGUAAUAAUGGGUGCUACAAGAUUAAAGACUGAUGUCAACUGUUGUUCCAA
Messenger RNA from Mesocricetus auratus (golden hamster), 5903 nucleotides. RefSeq names its product EDAR associated death domain (gene Edaradd). Bases 149 to 766 code for a protein of 205 amino acids. Lineage: Eukaryota; Metazoa; Chordata; Mammalia; Rodentia; Cricetidae. Gene Ontology annotation, molecular function: protein binding. The record is from RefSeq and is a predicted model, not a curated record. Gene Ontology annotation, biological process: signal transduction. The transcript is spliced from 6 exons.